AUGCUGUCUGGCUACGCUGUGUCCCGGCUUGGGCUUCUUAAUGCCCUAACACAUGCUACCCUCAGCAGUGCUGCCACACUUUUUCAGGGCGGAACGGUAAUCACUUGGGAUACAUCUGCCAAUUACCUCGAUGUCAUCCGUAACGGUUCUGUCCUUGUAGAAAACGACACCAUCUCCGCUGUCUUUUCAGCAUCAUACAAUGGCACCCUACCCUCCGAUUUGGAAGUCGUUAAUGCCACCAACGACAUCAUAUCAACAGGCUUUGUCGACACCCAUCGCCACAGCUGGCAGACGGCUUUCAAGACCCUAGGCUCCAAUACCACUCUCAUGACUUACUUCCAACGCUAUGGCACCGACUCGCCUGCUGCUACAACAUUCACGCCCGACGAUGUAUACAUUGGUCAGCUGGUCGGAUUGUAUGAAGCUCUGAACGGAGGCGUCACGACUAUUGUCGACUAUCCGCACUGCACAUGGUCAGCAGAACAUGCCAUGGCAGCACUGAAUGCCACGUUUGAAAGCGGUGUCCGAGCUGAGUUCGCAUACUACUUUGAAAACUAUCCAAACUUUACAAUCCAAGGACAAACAAAGCUUUUCCAAGAAUUAGCCAGGGAUGAACGCUUCCAAGGCUCACCUACCAACUUGGGAAUCUCGUACGACAACUUCAGCAGCGACAACAAGAGCGAAACGCAAUCUAUCCUGGAUCUAGCAAUCGAACACAACGUAUCCGUACUAACCACGCACGCCAAUGGCGGCGUCUACGGCGCCCCCAACUUCCCCUCCGUCCUCCAACCCUUCAACUUCCUCAACACCUCCAUCCCCAUCAUCUUCGCCCACGCCAGCUACCACACCCCCACGGACGCCCAGCUCCUCCGCCAACACAACCACUUCAUCUCCACGACCCCGGAAUCCGAAAUGCACUACGGCCACCUCCACCCAAACAGCCACCUCAUCAUGGACCAAGCCUCCCUCGGCAUAGACACCCACUUCACCUUCUCCUCCGACAUCCUCACCCAAGCCCGCCUCUGGCUCCAAACCGCCCGCAAAACCCUCUUCACCGAAAUCGUAGACCGCCGCCACCUCCCCGCCCGCAACCCAAUGUCCGUCAACCAGGCCUUCCUCCUCGCAACUCGCAACGGCGGCCUCGCCCUCCGCCGCCCAGACAUUGGUGUCUUGGCCCCACAUGCCAAAGCAGACCUGCUCGUCUGGAACGGCCGCGCCCCCAGCCUCCUCGGCUGGUCCGAUCCCAUUGCUGCAAUCAUGCUGCAUGCCAAUGUCGGCGAUAUCAAACACGUCAUGGUCAAUGGCGUCUUUCAAAAGCGAGACGGACAGCUUACCGUAAAGGAUUACGAGGGCUUGCAGCAUAGGUUUCUCGACAGUGCGACAAGGAUACAGGCGUUGUGGAGGGAGAUGCCGUUGCCGGUUAGCAAGGGCGAGGCGCAGAAUCGAGUCGAGUUUGAGAGGCCCAUGGAGGCGGAUGUGGAGAGGGGUGAGGGAACGGGCUAUGGGCCCUUGUUUGUUUAGAAAGCUAGCACGUGUGCCAUGUUCGCUGAGAUACUAUCUAAAUUUAAUUUUACAUGAGUUAUAUUU
Molecule: messenger RNA, 1587 nt
Organism: Bipolaris maydis ATCC 48331
Lineage: Eukaryota; Fungi; Ascomycota; Dothideomycetes; Pleosporales; Pleosporaceae
Cellular component (GO): cytosol
Molecular function (GO): deaminase activity
Source: RefSeq, a predicted model, not a curated record